Drosophila ficusphila is the source of this 3689-nucleotide messenger RNA. Its product is annotated as xenotropic and polytropic retrovirus receptor 1. Gene Ontology annotation, biological process: phosphate ion transport; cellular response to phosphate starvation. Gene Ontology annotation, molecular function: inositol hexakisphosphate binding. The transcript has 7 exons. Lineage: Eukaryota; Metazoa; Arthropoda; Insecta; Diptera; Drosophilidae. Bases 333 to 2357 code for a protein of 674 amino acids. Gene Ontology annotation, cellular component: plasma membrane; cytoplasm; Golgi apparatus. The record is from RefSeq and is a predicted model, not a curated record.
AAUACUUGGUGUGUUUUUAGUUUUGUGCGUUUAGUUCUUUGUUGUUGUUUGGCAUUUCGCCCGUCGUCUGAAAGUGAUAUGCGCGCAUUUCGGUGAUAAGCAGUGUACUUAAAAAAUCAGCGACUGUUGACAAUUAGUAAUGGUUAGUGGGAGCAGCUUGAGAUGCUAGAGUGAGGCGCCCGAAGGCGAACGGGAGGAACUGCAAGUGCAACUGCAGCGCGGUGCAAGCGUAUACGCGCUUGAGUGCAGCGCCGAUCAACGGAACGGACCCGAUCUGGACUGGAUUGGACUGAGGUAGCCCCAGAAGCCCCCAGGCCAAGACAUCGGCAGCCAUGAAGUUCGCCGAGCACCUGUCGGCGCACAUAACGCCUGAGUGGCGCAAACAAUACAUCAACUAUGAGGAAAUGAAGGCCAUGCUGUAUUUGGCCGUGGAGGAGGCGCCAUCGGUGGAGAGUGUCGAGGACGACGUGCUGAAGCGCCACUUCGCCAACUUCGACGAGAACUUCUUCCACUACUGCGACAAGGAGCUGAAGAAGAUCAACACAUUCUACUCGGAGAAGCUGGCGGAGGCCACGCGCAAGUUCGCCACCCUGAACGCCGAGCUGAAGACCUCCAUCGAGGAGUCGGAGCGGAGCGCCAAGAAGUCCAAGGGCCAGAAGCGGCACGCCGCGCUUCCGGAUCGCAAGGCCCGCGAACUGAAGUUGGCCUUCAGCGAGUUCUACCUGAGUCUGAUCCUCCUGCAGAACUACCAGAAUCUGAAUCACACCGGCUUCCGCAAAAUACUCAAGAAGCACGAUAAACUCUUGCGCGUCGACAGUGGCGCCAAGUGGAGGCAGGAGUACGUGGAGGCGUCGCACUUCUUCACCAACAAGGACAUCGACAACAUCAUCAAUGAGACGGAGACGACGGUCACGGGCGAACUGGAGGGCGGCGAUCGGCAGCGGGCGAUGAAGCGGCUGCGAGUGCCGCCGCUGGGGGAGCAGCAGAGUCCGUGGACGACCUUCAAGGUGGGCCUCUUCUCCGGCAGCUUCAUAGUGCUGGGCAUUGUGGUGGUGCUGUCUGCCAUCUUCCACGAGAUCAGCGGCGAGAACCUGAAGGUCACGUUCCGCCUGUACCGCGGUCCCCUGCUCAUCAUCGAGUUCAUCUUCCUCAUCGGCGUGAACAUCUACGGCUGGCGGUCGUCAGGCGUGAACCACGUCCUCAUCUUCGAGCUCGAUCCGCGCAACCAUCUGUCCGAACAGCACCUCAUGGAACUGGCGGCGAUCUUCGGCGUCGUGUGGACGCUAAGCAUGCUGAGUUUCCUGUACAGCGCCAGUUUGGCCAUUCCGGCCUUCAUCAACCCGCUGACGCUCACGCUGAUCAUGGUGCUCUUCCUGGCCAAUCCGUUCCAUGUGCUCCACCACGAUGCCCGCUUUUGGCUGUGGCGAAUCACUGGUCGCUGUCUGUCCGCGCCGUUCUUUCACGUGGGCUUCGCCGAUUUCUGGCUGGGCGAUCAGCUCAACUCGCUGGCCACAGCGAUCCUCGACUUCGAGUACCUCAUCUGCUUCUACUUCACGAACGGCAACUGGACGGAGGCCCGGGAUGCCUCCAUUUGCAUGGAGAAGGACUUCAUCAUUCGGCCGAUUGUGAACUGCCUGCCGGCGUGGUUCCGAUUUGCCCAGUGCCUGCGGCGAUAUCGCGACUCGAGGGAGGCCUUUCCCCACUUGGUGAACGCCGGCAAGUACUCCACCACUUUCCUGGUGGUCAUCUUCGCCACCCUCAAGAGCUUUCACAGUCCCAACUAUGCCAGCACUUUUGAUAAUCCCUACACGUGGUUGUGGAUCAUCUCCUCGAUUGUCUCAUCCUGCUACGCCUACACCUGGGAUAUCAAGAUGGAUUGGGGACUGUUCGACAAGAACGCCGGCGAGAAUACUUUUCUGCGCGAGGAAGUCGUCUACUCAUCGACGGGUUUUUACUACUUUGCCAUCGUGGAAGAUCUGGCGCUUCGCUUUAUUUGGGUGCUGUCUUUCUACCUCACCGAGAUGAAAAUCGUGAGCAGCGACAUAAUGACCUCCAUCACGGGAAUCCUGGAGGUGUUCCGUCGCUUUGUGUGGAACUUCUUCCGGUUGGAGAACGAGCACCUGAACAACUGCGGUAAGUUCCGAGCCGUGCGCGACAUCUCGAUAGCGCCGCUGGACUCCUCCGACCAGGCGCUCAUCCUGCGCAUGAUGGACGAGGCGGAUGGCGUGAUCAAUCGCUACACGAAGACGAACCGACCGAAGCCCAAGAAGGUCAAGGACCCGGAGAAGAGGAGCCUGCUCCAGAACCGCGGAUCGCUGCCCGACCUCAGGAUCGAUAUGGACAGUAAAAAGUUGUAGGCAGCGUUGUAGGUCGCCGCCCACCGAAUUGUGCUUCCUAAUGAACGAUUUUGCGGAACGUGUGUUUACUGAUAACUCUGUGUGUACACCACUUUUUUUAAACAAUUUUUUUUUUGCGUUGUUUAGCUAAUUUGUAUAUUUAGUGACUAAGUACUUAAAGUUGAGGAGAGACAAUGUCCAGCAAUAAUUAGUGCAUAAGAUUUCUAACUGAUUUAGCAUUCCAUUUAUGCGGUUAACUAACGAAAAAGACCUAUGCCUAUAUCGAUAACUAUAUCUAUAACUAUAACUAUAACCCUUAACCAUUAGCCCCUAAGCCACAUUUCCGAGUUUCCAAAUCCGAUUCGAAACCCACACCUUCCACAACAAAUUGGAGUAGAGAACGGCAGUAUUAGUACUUAGAAAAGGCGAACAAAAUAACCGAAAAGAAAGCAAAGCAAAGCAAAAAGAAAAAGCAACCUGCACUACCUGCAGCCACCACAUUCCUCUAUCUGUCAGUGUAUGUUUACCGUUAGUCAAUUAGUUAGAUUUGCCUUAUCUGUUAUCUUUCUGUCCACCGUUUGAUUGAUAUGCGACAUAGACUGUGACCAAAACGAGAUCCAAACUUAACUAAAAACUGAAACUGAAACUAAAACUGAAACUAAAACUGAAACUAAAACUGAAACUAAAACUGAAACUAAAACUGAAAGUGAAAAUGAAACCGAAGGGAAUUGUAUAUAGUAUACAUAGAGUUGUGCCUGUGUGUGUUUUUCUCUCAGUGUGUGUGUGUGCAAGGUCUAGGAUUCCAAAGUAGAUUCUGUAGAACUGAGUGGAAAUGAUAAAUCUAGGCCUAAAAGUGCAAUUAUGUUUAUGCGGUAAAUACAGAAGUCUACAUAAAAUAUACAUAUAGGCUUAAGGGCAUUUCGUCGGAUAUUUAUUGAAGACUUUGUCAAUUUUUGCCAUAACUAGCUCGUGUUUUGAGCUUUACAUUGCCUCUUCAAAAUAAACAAAUAUUAUGUGUAAAAUUGCUUUUGAUACGAAGAACAACUGGUGCACAAAAUCGGACCUACUUAUUACUCAACGAUGUGUUUGUGAAAUCUCUCGAGAUUUCGAAGAGAAGGCAAGCAAAUGUUUAGGAGAAAACAUUUCAGUGCCUUCAGUUGAAGCGGAAAUCUCCAGGGAUUUCAAAAACAAACCGCUCUAUCAUAUAAUGAAUGGUUCACCAAUCUAGGCCUUAAGCUGAGUAGUUAACUUAUCCACAUACACACACACACCAUGUAAUGUACACCUUCGCGGGAAAAACUUAAGAAUGAAAAUGUAACGAAAUAAAGACGGCUUGAAGUAUGCAGCAAAAAA